AUGGACGAGCAGGGUAUACCAUUUUCAGUACAAGGAACCAACUGUGAGCCACAUGAAAUAUGGUGUGAAGAAGACAACCGCCCAAUUGUAGAAAUGGACAGCCAUGAAUUAAUUUUAUUUAGUAGUUUGCUAAUACUCUUAAUUGGGGUUGCGUUUGCAAUUUUACUAGUAAAGCGUUUGUACAGAAGAGUAACUGCAGAAACACAUCGCAUAAUAUAUAGACCUAGAGGCACAAAUAGAUAUAGACCAGGAUUAUCAACAAUUCAAGAAGAAUCAUUGCCAGAUUCAGAUAUACAAAGUGCGCGCUCUCAGGCAAGGGGAAAUGACAGUAUAAUUGUUCAAACAUUGUACAGUGCAAGAGCCCGAUUGAAUAACCCAGCGUAUACAAACAGACAAGAACUUUCUCCUUUAAUAAGCUCAAGCAGGCCAGAGCACUUUCCCCCAACAUAUGAUGAAGCCAUGAGAAGCACAGCAUCUUCUGUAGGUAGCAAUACCGCAGAGCAAUCAGAACUUCCUACAUAUAUAGAAGCAGUCACUAGAAGCACAUAA
Messenger RNA from Nematocida ausubeli, 549 nucleotides. RefSeq lists its product as uncharacterized. The transcript has a single exon. Lineage: Eukaryota; Fungi; Microsporidia. The record is from RefSeq and is a predicted model, not a curated record. The coding region runs from base 1 to 549 and encodes 182 amino acids.